AUGGAUAUCUACGGCAUUGGGAGCCGGGUCCGCAAGUCCAAAGUGUAUGAAACGCUGGUCCAUCAAGCGCCCAACACCCUCACGCUCCGAGACAAAAAGAAACAUGCGCAGAGAAGGCGGAUCAUGAGUCAAGGCUUCUCGGACGCAGCCAUUCGGUCCUUUGAGCCUCGUGUCCUCGAGCUGGUACAAAGGCUCUGCGGUAUUCUCCAGGGCGAUCUUAAUAGUAACGAUGGAAAAUGGAGUAAAGGCCAGGACAUGGCAAAGUGGUUCGACUACCUCACCUUCGACAUCAUGUCGGCCCUGGUCUUCAGCGCUAGCUAUGACACCAUCCGGCAGGAAAAGUUCCGCCCCAUCAUUAACGCUAUUGAAGAAUCGAAUGUUCGAGUGAGUGUUAUUCUGCAGGCUCCCAUCCUCACCCUUUUCCGGCUCGAUAAGAGGCUGUUCUCCCGGUCGAUUCUUUGGAGAAAUCGCUUUAUCAAGUUCAUCAGACGGACGGUCUCAGAGAGGGUCAAGAAAAGUUCCCUGCUAAAGGAGCGGGAUGUCUUUUCAUAUCUCAAAUCAGCCAAAGAUACUGUCACCGCGAAGACAUUGCGGAUUGACGAACUUGGAGGCGAGGCUGCUACGUUGAUUGUCGCUGGUUCCGAUACCACCGCCACUACUCUGGCAGCAACACUUUUCUAUAUCAGCAGAGAGCCCUCCGUGUACGAGCGAGUAACCCGGGAAGUCCGCAGCUGUUUUGCGUCUGCGGAGGAGAUCCACGCGGGGACACAGUUGAACUCAUGUCAAUACCUGCGCGCCUGCAUCGAUGAGGCUCUCCGGCUGUCGCCUCCUGCGGGGAGUGCUCUCUGGCGCGAGGUUGAGGAAGGCGGGUCGAUGAUCGAUGGCUGUCACAUUCCGGCGGGGUAUGACGUUGCCGUUGGAGUCUACAGCAUUCACCACAACCCAACGAUCUAUCCGGACCCGUUUUGCUUCCAGCCAGAUCGCUGGCUGGAAGACGGACCUCCUGGGGUUCGAGAGGCCUUCAUGCCGUUUUCUCUUGGCACGCGGAGCUGUAUUGGAAAAGGCCUCGCCCUGGUGGAGAUUCUCUUGACUCUUUCCAACAUCAUUUGGCGGUUUGAUCUUGAACCCGCCGAGGGAAUGGAGUACUGCCAGGAGUACACAUUACAGGACCAUGUUACAGGGGCGAAGAAGGGGCCUUUUUUGAAAUUUCGCCCAGUUCAUCGAGCGCAAGGCAAGGAGGAUCAUAUUUGGAACGGUGUCGACAAUGGGAGGAGCAUGAUGGCUGCAGGAUAUGUAUGA
Messenger RNA from Penicillium roqueforti, 1299 nucleotides. RefSeq names its product cytochrome P450. NCBI's taxonomy places the organism in Eukaryota, Fungi, Ascomycota, Eurotiomycetes, Eurotiales, Aspergillaceae. The record is from RefSeq and is a predicted model, not a curated record. Gene Ontology annotation, molecular function: iron ion binding; oxidoreductase activity, acting on paired donors, with incorporation or reduction of molecular oxygen; monooxygenase activity. The transcript is spliced from 4 exons. The coding region runs from base 1 to 1299 and encodes 432 amino acids.